CUGAGUUCCUUUUGGGACUUGGGGUUACCGAAAGGUUAGUUUCUCUAUACUGGAACUGAUACUGACAGUCUCUCGGUAGGCAACCUUUAUCUCGCAUCCUUCGUCACCAAAGUCAAAAAGCGCAAUUCGGACAAUAUGGACUCCCGUCGUCAAAACGCCCUGGCCUGCGGUCUUCCAAAAACCCCCGCUGAAUGGAGGCAGAAAGCCGCGAGAGAAGUCAUACAAGCGCCUCCACCCUCAGACCAAUAUGACAGAAGGCAGCCUGUCGACGCUCCUAGCCUUCACGUGGGAGAAAAGGCCAUUGAUGUGCCGCUUGUGAAUCUCAGCGGCUGGAAUCCAGGAUCAAAGAUACAAUUCUCCCAUUUCCUGACGACAAGAACACUGGUAGAGAUGGCGAAUGAUCCAAGAGAUAUCAAGGCCCCAGAAAACUACACAGACUUCCAUCUGACGCAGGAAAUUUGUAGGGAAGCCAAUCGUUGGCUUAUCGGAUAUGGGGAUUGGAAUGUAUAUCUUCGUGAUAUAAAGGACACUGAGGAUAGGAUCCCCGAACCAGGGGAAUCUCGCGAAUUAGGGGAAUUUGGGAACGUACGGUAUCGCCAACUACUAGCACAACUGCUCCCGAAUGAUGAGCAAGAUUCAGCGCCAGCAGAACGUGAAUCCAACAGAGUCCCAUAUUUCUCAAGAAUAAUCCCUGCUGGUGACGAAGGAAUUGUUGACAUUGGUCUGGUUAAUUUCGUUGUGGCCUUGACGAAAAGCUGUCAGCACGUUGGUCUUGACUGGCGUUGUGCACGGGGGCUUGUCCAUAUCCAGGUUGGACACGCACACCUUACGGCACAAAACGAUGGACGGCUGCAUCCAAGAGAGCAUAACGAUACCUAUGCCUUGUUGAAAGUCAAGCCAUUCAGGUUGGCCGAUAAGCCAGAUUCGACACUGAUGGAGAUAGCCAUUCAACUAUUAUGUUGGAUGAUUAGGGAAGAUUUCCGCGAGGAUCACCCAUACUUCACAAUUUCGGGACACCGCGAGCACACGUAUUUGACCGUUGCGACUUUCGGCCAAGGAUAUCCGAAGUAUAUAUCGGAGGGAGUCGUUGACAAUCAGGAAGACUGCUUCUUGAAGCUCAAGUCCUAUGGACCAUUCAACAUGUAUUCGAGCAAACAUGUAAAGUUCUUCGGACAAUUGGUGUUGAGCUUGGCGAUAGUGUGCAGUGAAGCUUGGAAGGCCAAACAGGCAUCUUCUUCCGUCGGAGCCCAGCCAACUAUUUCGACUUGAUGUUCCAAUAAGGCUAUGCCAGAUCAAGGGCGACCAAGCUGAGAUUUUGAGUUGUCUAGAGAGUCCGAUAGGUUAUGUCCACGGACGACUGAGGGAUGAGUGUAUCUUGUAUUCACGUGUACCUAAUACAAGACCGAGGCCUGUUUAACUGAGAGAAUCUCCUAUUGAUCAACAUGUACAUUCUGAUAUAUGUACAGUUCAUUACUUUUGCGUUUUCGGGGCUUUAUACUGGAGAAACAAUGACAUAUUCGACUGGAUAUCACUUUGAAAAUGCCAAACAAUCUGAUCUUCUCUGCAUUAUAUAAAAGUCAGAGGUUACUGAUUAC
Paecilomyces variotii is the source of this 1595-nucleotide messenger RNA. RefSeq lists its product as hypothetical. NCBI's taxonomy places the organism in Eukaryota, Fungi, Ascomycota, Eurotiomycetes, Eurotiales, Thermoascaceae. The record is from RefSeq and is a predicted model, not a curated record. The transcript has 2 exons. The coding region runs from base 136 to 1269 and encodes 377 amino acids.